CUGGCCCAGACGCUAGAUCGCACCCAUAGAAUGUAUGAUCGCACACCCAAUACACGUGUCGACGUCACCAGGAGCACACUGCGCAGGCGUUGACACGUGUAUCGGGUGCGAUCUAGCAUUUACCCCCGGAGCUGAGAUUCUCUUGGCUCUGACCGUCUGAAACUUAAACAUGAAAACGGGUACGAACCACACGAUAGCAGCGGGUCGGUAACGGAAGCCUCGUGAAGAUGAUGAUGAUGUGUUUUCGGAGGCCUUCCGCGCCAUUGUGUCGCAACGCAGCAAAUGUUCGCUGUCUGUUGUCUGCGCAGUGUGCGGGUGUGUGUCGGCUCGAGCCUGCGUCAUGGCGGCACAGACACACACCUGUCACCGACUGCGCGAGGGUAAAACAGUCUCCGGUUAGCGGCUCGUGGGUCUUUAGAGUCAAUGGGACGGACAGCCGCGUUGCGUGCUGGAGUGGGAUCCUCCAGCAGGUGAAAGCGACACCCUGGCACGCUCAAGGAACCGUGCUUCUGCACCGAGGAGGUCACGAGAGGUCGGUGACCAGCUUCAAGUCUCUGCUGUCCCCUAAAGCUCGUGGGCUUUGCAGCGGGAAGACCAAGGAGACACCGGACAGCUCCCCCGCAGCGGACCAGAAUGAAGCCAGUCCGGUACCGGGAGAGGGCCUCUUCAAGUUCAAAGAGCUGUAUGAGAACCCAUGGACAAUCCCCAACUUCUUGUGCGUGUGUCGGAUUUUGCUGGCUCCAUACUUGGGUUAUCUGAUCAUCCAGCAGCACUUUCACCUCAGUCUCGCUCUGUUCACACUGGCUGGAGCAACUGACCUGUUGGAUGGUUACAUUGCCAGAACGUGGCCAAGUCAAAAGUCGGCGUUGGGCAGCGCUCUCGACCCAUUGGCUGAUAAGAUUCUUAUCAGUAUUUUGUAUGUCAGUCUCACCUAUGCUGAACUUAUACCAGCUCUGCUGACGGCUCUAGUGAUUUCCAGAGACAUUGGUUUGAUAGCUGCUGUCUUCUGGGUUAGAUACAAGACUGUACCUCCACCGGUGACCCUUAGCAAGUUUUUUAACCCCUGCUACACCACAGCACAGCUCAAGCCCACGCUCUUCAGCAAGAUGAACACAGCCAUCCAGCUCCUUCUGGUUGCAUCUUCUCUGGCUGCUCCAGUCUUUCAGUAUACAGACCAUAUCCUGCUGCAGGGCUUAUGGUAUGUUACAGCGGUGACUACAGCGGCGUCAGGCUAUAGCUACUGGCAUUACGGCCGCAAGACUGUCCAGGUGCUAAACACCAGAUCACAAUGACAACCACACCAGGAAACGUCCAGAAAGCAGAGCAAAAGUAGUGAACAGCCACGUCAGGGACACUGAUUGGCCGUGGCAAAAGUCGGACAGAUGGAUAAUCGCCAGGAGCUCUAAAAACCAAGUAGCUGUGACAGCCAUUUAUGAGUCGCCAUGGCAAUGACACACGGAAACCAACCGACGCCGCAGAUGGUUUAACUGCAACACUACAGAAACGCCUAACGGCAACUCUGCCACUGGACUGGCUGUGGACUAGAGACACACGCACACAGAUAGAAACUGCAAACACAAAUAUAGACCAUCCACCCGACACACUCACACAUAUAUACACAUACAUGUCAAGUACAGUAUAUGUUAAGUGAUCUGGCAAGAGCUUCUAUUUUUUUGGUAGUUUUUCAAUCAAGAGGUUGCAAUGUCAACACAAUUGUCAGUUUUGUAAACCAAUGAUUUAUGAGUAAAACAGAAAAUUUGCUUUGGUUUGUCUGUGUGUGUGUGUACGUGACUGCAAGGCUGGUUUUUCUUCAGU
Messenger RNA from Sander lucioperca (pikeperch), 1815 nucleotides. RefSeq names its product cardiolipin synthase 1 (gene crls1). Gene Ontology annotation, cellular component: membrane; mitochondrion. Gene Ontology annotation, biological process: cardiolipin biosynthetic process. The transcript is spliced from 7 exons. NCBI's taxonomy places the organism in Eukaryota, Metazoa, Chordata, Actinopteri, Perciformes, Percidae. The coding region runs from base 228 to 1292 and encodes 354 amino acids. The record is from RefSeq and is a predicted model, not a curated record. Gene Ontology annotation, molecular function: cardiolipin synthase activity.